AAAAUCGUGCCUGUGCAGAAGUGAUUUCUUGCGCCGCAGAGCUGCGCAGAAGCAAUUUAUGGUGCCGAUUUCUGGGGGGGGGGGAUGGCACAGCCCAUGCGGUGAUUUCCGGACCGUCCGUGGGCCUUAGGUUGCACUAGAUGAUAUAGGAACAACAAUUCCCCAAACUACAUGUGUUGCACAUUAUGCAUUUAUGCAUUUGCCGUGUAUUUUAAUUCAUUUCAAGUAUGAGGGAGGCAACUUGAAGAAGCAUCACUUUCAGGUGAUGUAAUUCCUUUCUGUGAGGUCUUCUCAUGGAAACAAUAUUAACUCUUUUAAGGCAAGAAGAGCGUAAGCCAUGCAUGCAGCCCGCCUAGUUCUGCACCUGAAUUCUGAUACGGAAAGUAGCAUCUCAUAGUGAUGUGACACUGUCUAUUGGCUGUAUGCAUAACUCAAUCCCUCUUCUUGCUUUAAAGGACCACUGACCCUUCAAGGAAAAUGAGGAUGACCACAUGCACAAGCAACAUGGUACCGAAGCAACUAUUAUCUCAGGGAAAAAGCUGGCUGCCCAGGUCUGUGAGGAGAUACGGAAGGAUGUAGACUCCUGGCUUGCCCUUGGGAACAAGAAGCCUCAUCUCACUGUUGUCUUAGUAGGAGACAACCCAGCCAGUCACACAUAUGUGAGAAAUAAAGUAAAAGCAGCGGCAGCCGUAGGCAUUUGUAGUGAAAUAAUACUGAGGCCCAAAGAUAUUUCUCAGGAAGAACUUUUAGAUCUAACUGAGAGAUUAAACAAGGAUUCAAGAGUCAGUGGUAUAUUAGUCCAGUUACCUCUGCCAGAUCACAUUGAAGAAAGAACUGUGUGUAACACUGUUGCACCUGAAAAGGAUGUGGAUGGAUUUCAUAUUUUCAAUAUAGGACAACUGUGUCUUGACCAACCUUCUGUUAUACCUGCCACUGCUGCUGCUGUCUGGGAAAUAAUAAAAAGAACAGGAAUACAAACAUUUGGAAGAAACGUUGUUGUCGUUGGGAGAUCAAAGAAUGUUGGAAUGCCUAUUUCAAUGCUUUUACAUACUGAUGGAGGACAUGAAAGGCCCGGAGGUGAUGCUACAGUUACAAUUGCUCACAGAUAUACACCAAAAGAUCAGCUGAAGAUCCAUACGCAGCUUGCUGAUAUUGUAAUAGUUGCUGCAGGUGUCCCAAAGCUGAUUACUUCUGAUAUGGUUAAAGAAGGAGCAGCGGUGAUUGAUGUCGGGAUCAACCAUAUCCACGAUCCUCUCACAGGAAAGACCAACUUAGUGGGGGAUGUGGACUUUGAAGAGGUAAAGAAGAAAGCUGGCUUCAUCACCCCUGUGCCGGGAGGUGUAGGACCAAUGACUGUUGCUAUGCUUCUGAAGAAUACAUUAACUGCGGCCAAGAAGCUUAUUUAUUAAGAUCUUUGAAUUCAAGCCAUUCUAUUUAUUGAUACACAUACAUUUAUUUUUCUUACGAAUAUAUUUAUUUCUAAAUUGUAUUUAUUCAUGUCAGAAUAUUGACAAUGGGUUUCUUUGCAUACUUACAAUAAUGUUUAUUACUUCUGCUGCUGAAUAUGCACCUACUGUCUUCAUGUAUGGAUGUGUGUGAUUUCUCUAUGUAAUUCCAGUCUAAGCACCUGGUCCAUGUUUGAGGAGCGCAGUUUUUGCAAAACAUCCCUCGUCAAUGGGAGUCUCUGUUGCAACAGAAAAUGAGACCUGGACCUGGGCUUUAACUGCAUGCCACACUUUAGCCAAGGGCAACUAAGGGCUCGUACUUUGAACUACAUUAUGCAUAAGGGGGGAAACUCCAAGGAAACCAGUAUGCUCAGUAGAAAUAAAUCAGGAGUUUAUCUCUGGAAAACCAGGUAUUGAUAACAGAACAUGUACGAAAACACUAAAAACAAAGUGAAUUUUGUGUGAUUUUUUAAAGCAUGCUUCGUAUUUGCUAUUGCUGUAAUCCCAAGUCAGAGGUGAAAAAGGAAAGGAAAUUAAUACACUUCAUUGCAAUCUGCUUCUAUGUCUAGUUUUGCCCUCACGUCCCAAAACACAAUAUCAGUAACAUUCCUAUUUAGAUUAAUAGAUGCGAACUGACAAAUUGCAUUCUCAUUGAAGAAGCAUCAUUUCCGUCAAGAAGGGAAUUCUGUAAAAUUUAUUGAUUCUGUAUUGGAGAAUUCAAAAUAUUUUUAAAAUGACUACAUUGUUGAUCAUCAACUUUAAAAAAAAUCCUUCUGAAUUGUAUCUCCAUUCCAGUGAACUGUAAUAUUAAAAUAAUACCCAUGAUUCCUGAAACUAAACCAUACGGAUGAAGGACCUGAUUAUUUUUCUUUCAUUGAGUCAUUAUAGAAGUUGGUGCAAGACCAACUAGGUCUCUGUCUGUCUUUAUUCCAGUUGGAGGAGAGGCUUGAAAAUAAAGACUCAUUCAGUAGUUGUUGCUAUAGUUCCAAGCAAAUGAAUGGAUAAAUUAAUUGAGGGAAAUGUGCUCUUUUUGUUGCUUCAUACGUUGAAAAAUGUAAGAUAGG
Molecule: messenger RNA, 2509 nt
Organism: Zootoca vivipara (common lizard)
Lineage: Eukaryota; Metazoa; Chordata; Lepidosauria; Squamata; Lacertidae
Source: RefSeq, a predicted model, not a curated record